This is a messenger RNA of Danio aesculapii, 7373 nucleotides long. RefSeq names its product meningioma 1b (gene mn1b). Lineage: Eukaryota; Metazoa; Chordata; Actinopteri; Cypriniformes; Danionidae. The coding region runs from base 1011 to 4652 and encodes 1213 amino acids. Gene Ontology annotation, biological process: regulation of DNA-templated transcription. The transcript has 2 exons. The record is from RefSeq and is a predicted model, not a curated record.
GUGCUGUGCGUCUCAGACAUCAGUAGGUGAUCUAUAUGGCAAUCGUUUCCAAAUGUGAAAACUGGUGCUAUUGGAAGAGACUUGCUCAGUUUGUAAACGCUGGCUGUAAUUGAAUCUGCAGUCAAGCUUUUCAAUUGCACGGAAUAUGAGAAGGACUGAUGGGACUGUGUUGGCCAGCUGCAGCUCUGUGGUGGCGGGCUUUGGAUAACGCAUGUGCUUCCUAUCGCUCGGAGCUCCGGAGACGGGCGCACAAAGACGACCAUUCGGGGUCUACACGGGACUGUUUUUCCAUCUUUUUCCUCAGCUUCAUCACUUGUGCAGCGCAGCCCAAGGGAACUGUUUAUUUUCAACUUAUUGAGAUUUGAAGAAUCCGUUUCUAAGAGAAAGUGGAUACCAAAAAGACGCUGGGUUCGUGGAUAUGUCUGUGGAACGCUGGAUAGGGUUGUGAUGUGCGUUCACAACGCUUUCUUAAACAGAAAGAAACGUUUACUUCUGGACAUUUGACAGUAAAGUGGAAUAAUAAUCUCUGGAGAAUAAUGUGAUGGAACAUGUUUUAUAUUAAUUUUUCUAUAUAUAUUAUAGCAGAUUCUUAGUUGAGGGUAUUUUAUGUGGUAAGGAAGUUUUAUAUCGCUUGGUUGUGCUUUUUUAAAUGUGCAAAUAUUUUACUUAGUAAAAAAAUAAAACGAAAAUUUAAUUUUAUUAAGUACUUCUAAGAAAUACUGAAAAAAACAAGGAACUAAUAAUAAACUAGAGCACAAACCCUAUAGUUUAUGUGAAGCAUAUAGUCUUAAAAUGUCAUAGUGAUUUAGAAUAUCACAGACUUUCUCAGUAAUUCAAUAUUGAUUAUUAGUUAUUUUUGAUGGCGAUAUCACAUUUGAAUUUCAUCCCUGUUUUUCACGUCUUUUUGUUGAUGCUACUUGAGUUUGCCAAAGACAAAAAAUAAAGGAGACAGCAGACUCUGCAGUGGAGCCAGGCGAGCUGGCUGUCAUGUGGGAUUGAUCGUGGGAAGUAUGUUUGAGCUGGAACAGUUUGGGCCACAGAUUAAAAACAGAAAUUUUGGCCACACAGAGAAAAACUUUAACAAGCCAAAAGUGAGCAUGAACUCGCAUUACAAGAGCCCAAGUUUUCAUACUGGAGGCUCGCAAAAUACAGCGGAGCCUGGUAUGGGUCCACUUAAUGAAACUCCUGUGAUUGAGAUGAACAUUAACAUGAGUGGAGGAGAACAGUAUGGUGGAUUUCAACGGGGACAUUCAGAACUGCAUACAGGAAGUCUCCAACAGCAACAUGGAUUUUUUAACCCUCAACAGCCUCAUAAUCAUUUGCAUGGACAUCAGACACAUUCACAUCAACAGCAUCCACACUUUGGGGGAAAUUUCGGACCUGAACAGGGGUCCUCUUGUUUACACAGUGGAAGGGUGAUGGGUUACAACAGCAGUAUGGGACUCCAGCAAGGGUUUACAGAGGGUUUUGACUCGCUCUCUGAGGGACAGUCAGCAGAUGGCGGCUUCUCUCAGCAGCAGCAAAGGACGAGCUCUAUGUCAGAUUUUCAGCACCAUGGACCACCCAGUGGAAAUCACCCUGUCCCAGCCCCUUGUCUCCCCUUGGACCAGUCACCUAAUCGUGCCGCCUCCUUCCAUGGCCUGUCUUCCUCAUCGUCUUCAUCAGAAAGUCACAAUCUUGAGCCAAGGCGAAUGCCGCCGCCAGCUGCUGUCGAAGGACUGGACUAUAGCUUUCCUAACGAGCCCCCAUCUAGACAUUUUGACGUGCCUGUGUACUCUCCCUCUGAAUCUGAUUCUCAGCUUUCUCAUUUUGGGACAGGGCGCCAGGUACCAGCGUCCAAUUUUCCUGGAAACACAGGGUUGUCUCGUGCUCCUGGAAUGCAGGGCAUCUCUAAAGAGCACCCCCAUGCCCCUCCUCAACAGCAGCAGCCGUCAGGCCAGCACAGUGUGUUCUUUGAACGUUUUGGGGGUGGACGCAAAAUACCAGUGGGGAUAGAGCCUGGUGCCAGGCAUCCUCUCAUGCAGCAGCAGCAGCCAGGCUUGAUUGGACGGCAGAACACUUGCCCACCAUCUCUCCCACAUCCCCCACAUUCAGAGACAGCUUCUGCUAAUGUCGGCAUGCAGGAGGGUGGCGUCAUGAUGCCUGGCCAACAUAAUCAGUUUGAAUACCCUAUUCACAGACCAGAGAACAGACGGAUACAUAGUUAUGGUGACCCCAUCUUCAACAUGCAGCAGCAGCCUCCCCCUCCUCAGCAGUCCUCCAGCCAGAGGCUGCAACACUUUGAUUCUCCUUAUUUAAAUAUGGGUAAGAGGCCCAGGUUUGAUUUCCCCAAUGCCACUCAUGGCAGGGAGAACUGCGGCAGUUGGAACAGUGGUAUGGAGAAUAAUCUCUCUCCAGCAGCCUACCCUGGCCUGCCUGGAGAGUUCACCCCCCCUGUGACGGAUGGCUUCUCGACAGGCCCAUCGCUGCAGCUCACGGGGCCUGAGCAACAGUCAAUCCAGCAGCAGCAAAAUGCAGCAAUGAUGAUCAAGCAAAUGGCCUCUCGGAGCCAGCAGCAGAGGAUGAGACAACCUAGUCUACAGCAGCUGGGUCACCACAAUGAUGUUUCUCAAGGGCCCCUGGGACCAGGAGGCCCAGUGGGAGGCAUGCCUCAGUCAAGUUUUGAGAGAGAAAAUGGUGGGAGGAUGGUGAACUUUGAUGGACGGAGUCCACACAUGACUAUGGAGAGCGGGUGGUUUACUGGGCCACAUCCACCUGGGGAAAUGCUAGGUCAUCGCAUGGGUUCAAGUGGUGAGAUGGGAGAUCACGAACUCCAGCAAAAUGGUCCUGGAAUGAUGUUCAGAGCUGGUGUGAGUGGAAUGGGCAUGCAGGAGUCUAUGAGGGUCCCGGGAGAGGGCCACAUGCAGCCUUUACUUUCACCCAACAUCCACUCACAAUUCAACAAUGGCAUGGGAAGCCUCUCACAGAUGCAGUCACCCAGUGCAGGUGUUGGACUGCCCAACACGCCAUCAGAAAGACGCUCUAAUGACUUUCCAGGACCACCCAUGGGUGGCCCGUCCCCGUUUCCCUACGGAGGCUCUAAUCGACAGGGAGCCUCUCAUAAUAACUCUCAAGGGGUGAACACCUCACCGGGGAGCUUUACAUGCCAAUCAGACUUUUCCACUAGCCAGCGUUCCUCAGUCAGCAAACUUGGGGGACUGUCUUUAGGGAAUUUUAGCAAAACGAAUGGCAAGGACAAUGUUUUUGGACAGAGCUGCCUGGCAGCCCUCUCUACUGCCUGUCAGAACAUGAUUGCCAGCCUGGGGGCCCCUAACCUCAAUGUGACAUUCAACAAGAAGACUCAGGGAGAGGGGAAACGAAAGCUGAGUCAGACAGAACAAGACCUGAAUAACAGUGCGGUUAAUGGCACUGGGAAUACUGGGACAGAAUAUUUCCCAAGCCUUACUGCCCCCCAAAAUGGGCAAAUGCCUCCUGCUGGAAAUAGCAACACUAAGCCACCGAGUCAAAAUCAGACGGUGCAGGGGGAAGCCAGCGCCCUCUCCCCGAAUUUCAACAUGGACACUACCCCUUGCAGUGAGGGGAAGGCAGCAACAGGGAGUGGGAGAGGGAGAGGGAGGAGAAAAAGAGACAGUGGCCAUGUGAGCCCUGGGAUAUUUUUCCCCUCGGAAAACAGUAACCCUGUUGUAAGUCCCAGCCAGCAGGUGUCCUCAGCAGAGAGAAGCACAGGCACACCUCACGAGAAGCCCCACACCUCUCCAUCAUGGGGAAAAGGGGGCGACCUGCUGCUGGGGGAUCAAUCGGACCUCAUGUCAUCUCUUGACAGUGGCAUCCAGAGCGCAUCAAAGUCUGAGGUCUGUUCGCCCCGUAUGGAUUUUACAGAUGAUGCGGCGGUCACACAUUACAGCAAUGAAGAUGAAGUUUCAUCAAGCUCAGAUGCUCAAUCCUCUGUGAAGCCUGGCUGCAGCCCUUUGUUAGGCUCACCCAGUAUGCCCAGAGACAAUGGACUAAUAUGUGGGCAGAAAGGUCAAGGCCUCUCCAACCAAACUACCUCAACAUCGGAUGGCUUUGGUGGAGCAGGCCAUCCGGGUACCCCAGGCAUGGAGCAAGUCCGCACACCCUCCAGCACCUCUGGCCAAGAUGAAAUUCACCCGUUAGAAAUACUGCAGGCUCAGAUCCAGCUUCAACGCCAGCAGUUUAGCAUUUCAGAAGACCAGCCUUUAGCUGUGAAAAAUAACAAAAAAAGUGGCGAGAAUGGAGACGGAGAGCUUGCCAGCUGUGGUCCAGAUGCGGAGAAGGGCUCUGUGGGCACCAUUGAUCUUGACACACUCAUGGCGGAGCAACAUGCCACUUGGUAUGUGCCCAGUGACAAGUGUCUGCUCGAGGAUUCAGAGGAAGACAAGUCUGCGUGGGAGAAAAAUAAAGCCCAAGGAACCAUCAAAGAAGAGGCAGACCUCACUCAAAAUAAGAACGCAGGAGGAGCAGGUUCCUCGGGGACCACUGGAGGUAUGGGUUCUCAUCUCCAGUGCCUGUCAGUCCAUUGCACAGAUGAACUCGGGGAGUCAAAGGGACGCGGAGGGCCUGUUCCUUCAUGGCGUUCCCUGCACUCGGACAUCUCGAAUCGCUUCGGGACAUUCGUAGCUGCGUUGACUUGAAGAUAAAUAGCAGAACUUCCAUGAUGAGGAUACAGAAACAAGACUUCCCUUUUUACACGGAGUCAGGAUUAAUCAAUGUUUCUUUGUCAGGAAAAUCUGUGCCCCCUUUUUUUUGGUAGAAAACGAAAAUGAUCACAGCGAGUUUACUGUGGGGUGGUAUUUUUGGGAGACAUAAAACCAGAUAACGGUAUACCAGUACUGAUGCUGUUUUCUCCAGACCUCUGUAUAUUCUGAUGGCAGUUCUGUUCAUCUAAUUUUUUGUGCAUUCUUUCAUUUUCUUCUCCAUUUAUUGUUCCUUCUUAUCAGAAAACCUAGAUUCUGUUUCAGAUCUAGGAUCUUUUUCUGACCUCUCACCCUCAGGGCAAGUCAUUCUUUUGUUAUCGAGAGACAGAAGAGCGCUUUGAAAUUUGGUCCUCGUGGGCUGUACAGCUGCUGAAUUUUUUUGGAAAUGAGUAAAAGUGUCAAGGAAAUCCUUUUAAAAGAUGUUUCAUGGAAAUUCAGUGAUCCACAAUCAGCUUUACCACAACAUUUUUGUUUACUUUAAAGCAGGGGUGCCCAAACAUUGUCUUAUAAAGGGCCAAAAAUCAAACUUUAUUGAGGGCUGUGGGCUGACGUCGAAUAUACCAAACUGUAUUACAUCAAAUUUGCCAUGUGUAAUUUUCUAAUUUAUUUGCUAAUAUUUCAAAAUAACUAGAAAACGUUGCUUUAAAACAUAUUAAUUAAUCAACAUAGGCUCAUUCUGAAAAUGUAGCCCUAUAUACAUUUCUGGAGAUCACAAAUGUAGCUAGAGCUACGUAUGGCUGCAUUUCAUUUUUAAAAUGAAUACUACGGGGCGGUAUGAUGCUGUAACUUUUCACGCUUACCAGCUGACAGAUUACCUCUGUAUGGACGACUUUCCUGCUGUUACCAGUUUGUCCUGUUAGCUUGCCAUGUACAUUUGCAGACAUAAGACGCAGAGAGGAGUUGACCACGAUGAUGGGGUUCGAGUCCGGUGAAGAACGGUUCUAGAAAGCAGGAAACACAAAAACAAAAGCCAAAAAAUAAUUAAACAAGUAAAUAGCAGUGUGAGAAUGUGGUAAAAUCUGAAAACAUGGUAAAAAUCAGGCAAGGGCUUUUCUUUGUCUUGAUUGCUUUUGAAAAUUGUUGGUUGGGUUUAGAGAAGUGGGUGGGCGCUGGUCAAUCGGUGCUUUUGAAAACACUAUUGGUUGGGUUUAGGGAGGGAGGAGGGUGGGUCAGUUGAUCGGUUAGUCAGUCAGUCAGUCGACAGCGGCUUCUGGUGGGUUUACGCGAGAACAGCAGGCGUGAAUGGCAUUCGCGAGAGAAAUUUGAGAUCUCAAAAAGCGAACACAGCGGACUCUGGUAGAUUCACGAAAACAAAAACUGCAAAAAAACGUUGCUCCUGGGACAUAUUUGACACUCUCCAGAAAUCUAUAUAGAGGUAAGUUUUCAGAAUGAGCCUGGAUUGUAAUUAAUGAUGCAGUAUCGCUUUUAAAAUUUUCUAAUGAACCCGGUAGGCACAGGACGUCAACAUGACUUAUGAUGUUGUACGUCAACGUACCCCGUGGGGACGUUGGAUUUUGUUUGGAAAUGAAAAUCGCAUUGACAUCAGAACCCAAUGUCAGACCGAUGUCAAUGUCCAAUGUCCAACCUAAAAUUUACCUAAAAUCAACCAAAUAUCAAUAUCUAAUCAUGUUGUGUGGACGUUACCACUAUGACGUCUAUCAGACGUUGGGUUUUGUUUACUUUCCAGCACAACCUAAAAUCAAUCAAAUAUCAACGUAAUUUAACGUCAUUAUUGGACAUCAAAAUAACAUUGUCCUUAGAUGCUGGCUAGACAUUGAAUUUUGGUCACCUGACAUCAUGACCUAAAUCUAACCUUAUAUUAAUGUCUAAUGAUGUUGUGUGCCUGCUGGGAACUUAUUAUAGUGAAAACAUAAACAAUCUCAUUUAUAACACAAUGGAGAACAAUGCUGAAUACACUAGUCUUGCUCCUGUCUUUGGCUUGAUUUGCUAGUCGAUGCCAUUCUCCUCUAUCUGUCAAGUUGCAGUAUUUACAUUUUAAAUGUCUGAUUAAUUUACAACAUUUAAUUUUAGUUGGCUUUUUUUGUAGCUGCUCAAUUAAACAAAUAAACAAAUGGUUCUGUUAAAUUGGAAAUGAUGAUCUUUGUCAAAGGCAUUCGCCUCAAUCAACUCCCCAUCAUUCUCCCUCUCUUUUCAGAUAGGAUGGAGGGCUAAACCAAAGGUUACCAUGGUCCAACUUUGGCCCGCGGGCCCUACUUUGGGCAACCUCUUCUCUAAAGUGUCUUAUUUUCUCAGUACUGCUAAAAUAAGUUUGCAUUUGCAUUUCACUUUUCUUUUUCAAUAUCAGUAUUUCCAUUAUUCAGCUUAACACCCAGGAUGCUUCAGUACUGGUAUGCCACACUGUUAAAAGCAAAUGUUCUUUCGAUGUUAAAUGGAUAACAAGUAGAAACCAGAACAUUGGUAUUGCACAUGUAAUUUUUAGGCAAUCUUAUACUCUUUAGAAACAUGCUUCAAUUGACCUGAAAGGGUUAGAUGGAAGGUUAUAACAAUGACAAUGUGGAGAUCCUUUUUGUUUCUUUCUUUCUUUUCAAUUUUUAAAGUAAUAUGUAAAGUGCAGUUGUCUGUUUUCCUGCAUAUUGUAUAUAUAUGUAUGUGUUUUAUUGAGUAACUAAAUAACAAUAAAUAUGAUGUUAAUGGUGA